UGAGAUUUCAUCUUUCCUAAGAUUACCGUCCUCCGGAAAAAAGGAACUCUUAUUAUACGGAGAUAACGAGACUGAAUGUUCAACUAAUGAACGGUUAUAGGACUAUCAUCAGCGAGCUCAGUCUUAGGAUGACUUCACCUAUCAUAAAAGCCACGUAAUGAAAGGAAAGAGGAGAAACGACUUUCCGAAUAGAGCUGGUGUUGACUCCAUGAAACUCCGACCUGGUGUUGACUCCAUGAAACUCCGACCAAGAGAUUCUGUCCCCUCGAAAAAAGUUGAAGACGAGCUGCUGCAAAAGAGUCACGUCUUUACUCUGACAGAGAGCGAGAUAGAACGCCAGGUAUUCCAGCUACGAUAUCACAGCUGGGACGAUGCGUAUUACAGACUUGGGUCCACAACGGCCGCUAUUCAAGGCUGGGACAAUGGCGUCUACGCAGCCGUCAAUAUCCACAGACAAGUACAGGAAGACGAGAUGGUUUAUCUGACGAGAAAGUCUGGUCACCAAGAGGCAUCCAUCAGCUGGAAGGUUGAUCUUAUAGACACUGGUCUGGUUGUGGACUCCAUCCAAGCACUCACACUCAGCAGAACUCUAAAUGGAGGAAUAGUCACCUAUGACAUUGUCAGCCCGGAUGCCAAACCAGACAUUGAAAACCUAGGGAGGGUGACCAACGGCUGGCAGACAAUCUACCUCAUUGCUUAUCUGAGCGGUGACUCAAGCCAUGGUUGCCAAGAACAGACUCAACUCCUUUACCAAGAUUACCUUGACGUCAGUGACGCUCCCAACACCUUCCCACUAGAUAUAUUAAUAACACUAAAGCCACUGCAAGAAAAUCUAUGCACAUGCGGAGGUCAACCAGUGCCAUUCUCACAGGUGAAAAUAGAACAGGACACUCCUAAGAUUCACACAGCAACAAUAGAAAAUUGCACAUGCUAUUUCCCUCAGCACUCUCCAAAUAUAACCCAGGAUGUUGCUACCAGUCAACAGGGAACAAUAAAACACCUCGAUACUGCACUAUAUGACAAUGAGGACACCGGUGGUAGUGCACCUCUUAGCAUUGUGAACCAACAUGAAAUCAGUCUUCCUGGUACCCCGGUACACAGAAAACACUACGGGCGAAAGUUAAGCCCAGGGAGCCACCGGAGUCACAAACUAAACAAGAAGAACAAGAUUCAGAAUAAAGCAAUAGCGCCCUCGUGGGACAGAGCGAGUUAUGACAACUCGGGGAUGGAUUCGCCCACGGAUGUUUACGAGAGCAAUAGUGUGAAGGACGGGAGUGAGCCGGAGUUAAGAGUGCUGGAGGAGGGUAGCCUGGAGAUGCUAGAGACGAGAGAGGGAGGAAGGUCCAAGCUUGCUUGGUCAGACGGAAGACGGAAGGACAUUAAGGCACCGGUGGUCGCUGAGGACACACACAGUACAAGGAGACGCUUUUGCAAAGGAUCCAUGUGCACGAUAUCAUAGAACUUUAGCCAAGUCGGUGAUCGCAACUAUCAAUGUCAUCCUGCUGUCUUUCACUCCUAAAUACAGACUAAUUUUCUUUUACGUGAACUGCCACAAAACAUGUAUGACACGAACCACAAUUGAGACCUUAGUGAAUGAAAAUGCCAUCAAGAUAAUCCAACGAUAUGGCAGCAUCACACAAACAAUGGCCUCAAAGUGGUGGUUUAAUAGUGACACAACAUCCCUCCAUACACAUCGCCAAACUAAGUCAGCAAGCACAAUUUACUUCAGAAAAUACUUAAAAGCAAACUAUGGUGACCUCAGCCCAGUGAAUGAAUUUAUCAGCGAGAAAA
This is a messenger RNA of Asterias rubens (European starfish), 1791 nucleotides long. RefSeq lists its product as uncharacterized. The transcript is spliced from 8 exons. The record is from RefSeq and is a predicted model, not a curated record. Bases 158 to 1459 code for a protein of 433 amino acids. Gene Ontology annotation, biological process: glycoprotein catabolic process. Lineage: Eukaryota; Metazoa; Echinodermata; Asteroidea; Forcipulatida; Asteriidae. Gene Ontology annotation, cellular component: cytoplasm.